GGAUUAGUUACUCUACUGGGACCAGUUAUGACUGGGUUGUUUUUGGGUGCCUUUUUAAAAAUAGUUUUUUAAAAAAACUGAAAGUUUGGUUAUACUUACCUACUAGUUAGGUGGAUGGCUUCCACCUUAGGUAGUCCGUUUUGUUUUCAGUAAAUAACCAAUUCAACCUCCUUCAAAACUAGAAGUUUAAUGGAAAUGGUUAGAUGUGGUACAUAUAUUUUUAUUUCUCACUUCCAUCAUUAAAUACAGUUUGGAACCAGUUACCGUGGCGAAACAAGAGCAAGUUCUUAUUGUGAUUUUAUAUAAAACAGCCUUAUGUUUGUUAAUGAAAUCGGCAGUCCAUUGUUCUCAGCUUCUCGUGUCUCGAGGUGAGGAUCAGCUCCGCUCAUAAUCAUCUGACUGGAGAUUUCAGAUUGCCCUGCAGCCGGCUGUCUGUACGAACUUCAUCCCCUCUCUCCUGCUCUGUGCUGAUGUACAGAUUUUCUGUUCAGAGAAGGAAAGCCUGUUUGUUACGCUGGAGAGUUUCAAAGAAAGGGAGACAACCCGUCCGCUGCCCGUCUCUCCCUCCGCCACAAUUCAGCCGACAAAACAACAGAUCCCUAUCUCCGUGCGGCGUCUGCCUGCCAUCACGCCGAGAACCUCCCACACCAGUGUCAUGCAAAGUGCAGAUCACUGAUGUUGUUGUCAUUCAUGAUUAUUUGGGCAAAAACUUUGCAUUGGAGAAGUGGUGCCAUAUGAGCUGACAGGAAAAUGUUAUAGUUGACUUUCUGAGUUAAACUGUUUUAUACAUGUUGUAAAAAUAAAUUAUAUCUCCUUCACAUUUUUUUGUAUGACUUUAAAGAGGAACGAUGCAGCUAAAGAUGGUAACUCUAAAAACCUGAUAAAAAAAUUCCUGUGGUAUUUAUACUGGGCAUGUUGGCUGGAUGAGAGGAGGAUGGGCAGUGACAGGGGAGUGUGUGUGUGUGUGUGUGUGUGUGUGUGUGUAGAGUGGGAGGGGGACUGAAAACCAUCCUCCUUUUAAAACAAGUUGUCCUGUUUGGACUUCGUUAGACUUCAUAUCACCUCAUGAGCAACAAGGACAAUAAUCUGAGGACUAAUUAAAGAUUUCAACCAAAACAUGGAGUUCUGGCCCGAGAAUCCGGGGCAGACGCCUCUAUACUCCAAAUUUGGUACUGUUCCUGGGAGAAACUGUACACAUAACUACCAAGACCGACAUCAGGUCCCCCAGUAUCCACUGUACUAUGGUGAGCAGCAGGAACAAAGCAGGGAGUCCAGUUACUGGACUGUACCAGGAUCAAGAACAGGAGGGGCUCCACAGGAGUACACUAACUGGACGGACCAAGAUCAGACCGCCCCUGCUUCUUCUCAAUUCCCUUUUAUUCUCGACCGUCACGCUCAGCAGCACCAGGACCUGGGAGACUAUCAUCAGCAACAUGAAGCCAGAGACAGAGAGUGGACAGCAGCUCAGCGAGCAGCGAGGGAAUAUGAGAGAGGAUUUCUGAGGGAGGGGUGGCAGAGGAGGUGGGAGCCCUGUGGUCCUGUCCGCUACAACAGGGAAGUUCCUGCUAAGAGGAGCGACAGCAGCUAUCGAGAGCUGGAGGCUUGGGCAGCUCGAUACAGCCAUUCACUUCCAAGAAGGAGACGCAUCGAGGCUGAGUUGAGGGGCGCCUCUCAGGGUCUGCCGGAGAGCAGCAGGACUCUAGAGAGGGACAGCAGGAGUGGGACAGAUCCUCGAGUGGCGGCGCUGCAACAAGUCAGACAAUCUGCAAGCUUCAGAGAAUCAGGAUUGUGGGAUAGAGGGGGCAGACAGCAAGCUCCCACUUACUAUCCAUCACAAACUCCUGCCACCGACACAAGCCAAGAAAAGAACAGCUACCAACCGAGGAUGUUCAGCCAACCUCCUGGCUAUAUCGCUCCUCCUCCCUAUGACAGCCCACAUAAAGGCUCACCUGUACUGCACCACUGUGACACCAGCUGGGAGCAAGAAGGUAAGAGACAAACCUACUGGUCACAGCCCACACUCCAAAAGAAGCAGCAUGUAGAUCUGCAGGAUCACAGAGAAGGAGAGAAAGAGGAGUUUGCAAAACCAGAUGGGAAUCAAAAAAGCUUCCCAGAAGGACUUGAAGGACUAAUACAGGACCGACGACAGGCGACAGAUGCGUUACAGGCAAGCAGUCCUUUUAGUAUCCAGGAAACACACAUGCAGCAUGAGGGUGAGUUGUCUCUGCAACAGUCACAAGUGUUACAAGCGGUUGAGAACAAAAAGAUAAACGAGGAACCAUCCUCAAAAGUCAUUGAAGGAAGGAAGUUCAGAUUAAACAAAAAGACAGGUGGCAUGACCAUAUUCUGCUUGGUGUCUCGAAUAGCAGGCCCCGCAGAGACCCCAUCUUUGCCACUUUGUACCUUGCAAGGAAACAUUCAAAACACAGAAUUAGGAGGUGUUUCUAAAGGUCUCUGGGUCAGUAGUGGCAUUAAUCAAACACACAAACUUGCAGAUGAGGUAGACUUCAGAGCGCCAACACUCACAGAGCAGUCAAAUGCUUCUGAUGCAAGAAAAGCCAAACAGAAGGAGAUGCCAACCUGCAUAGAAAGUGAGAUGCUUAGUGAUAAGCUAUCAAACAAAGCAGAGAUGGAUGUUGUUUCCCAAGAAAAAGUUAAAACAGAUGAUGCUGAUUCUACAAUUGGGAGACAAGUUGCUCGAUCAGUGCAGCCUGUGUCAGUCAAAUAUCCUCUGUGGAGGGAGCCUAGUUUCUCAAGCAGAGCUGAAACUGAGAGUUCAUCAACAUGUUUGAAAGCAAACAUCGAGGAAGGAGAAUCAGAUGUUCUGCACAACCAAGAAAAUAAAUUUCAUCCAAUUGAUGUUGAAGUAAGGAGACUGGACAUCAAGACAGACACAGACUCUGAGGACAGUGAAGGUCGACUGGUUAUCAAAACAACCUGUGUUGUUGUUAAAAUGGAGCUGAUUCCAUCACCCAAGAAAGAGCAUGUUCACUACUUACACACUGAGCACAGUCCACUUGAUGUUCAAUCGACUAUCUCUCCUGAAUCAAACAGUCAGCUGGAUCAGGAUGCAACAACUGACCAAAACACAGAAACAAACCCCCUCCACACUAAUGAAAGGCCUGAGACUGAACCAGACUCCGAUAUUAUGGAACAACAGACACCCGAGGGAGAAAGUGAAAUCUCUUCCGUCUGCAUGUCCUCAUCUUCAGUUUCUGAGGGGGAAACGCUGGAGGAGCGCACUGAAAGGAUCCUAGGAAUCCCUCUACAGGACUGCGUUACUAAGCAGCAACCUGAAGAUGCAACGUCACCUCUGGACUCGUAUGUGGAGGACCAGGAGGUUGAACCUUCUCCAAUUAAAGACAACGACAUUGAUGAUGCAGUUGAACAAAUCCCAGAGGACACAGGAGAAGAGGAACAGUCACAGAGUCGGUUAGAGGUUGGCCAAACUGAAGAUGCUGUGUGUUUGCGGGAGAAUGAUGAUACCAAAGAUCAGGCGGCAAAUGAAGAUGGUGGGGAUUUCGCAGGACUUCGGGAUCAGGUGUCUAUUAUGUCUGACGGGAAUGACACUGAAACUGACAUUGAAUCUUUACCGGAUAUUGAAAUAACUGAGGAUUCUCUGCUUAUACCCGUUAGUGAAGAAGGUACAACUGAGCAGGAAGAAAACGAUACCUCUACUCAUCAUCCACCCACCAACCUCUCUAAUUCUUCUUUGCUUUCACCCUCCUCAGACUGUGAACCUGCUCUUUCUCUCACGCUGUCAUCCUCCGAUCUUACGCCUCUCAUGCAUAUCUCAGAAUCAAACAUAGAGGGAGGUCCUGAUCCUGAGUUGAUUCCCCUCAAUUCUGCAGAAAACUUAGCUCUUCAGCCGGAAACCUCAUUUCUUCUCCCUGCAUCUAUUGACUUUACCACAAACUCCACUCCCAAUGCAGACCAUUUCCCAAGCCCUUCUCCUCUUUAUUCAGUAGAUCACACUGCAGAAGCAGUGUCCGAUGUUGAGGACCAGGAUGAAGAGGGUGAAACACCACAGCUAAUAAACAAUGAGAUCAGCGACACCCUUGAGGAUAUUACCAAAGAUAUGACUGAGGAGCAACAAUCUGAAAGUGACCAACCAGACGAUGCUGCGUGUGUGAUUGAGAGCAAUGCCACUGAUGAUCAACAAACAAAAGAAGACGAUCCUACAGACCAUAUUAUGGAGCAGACUCCUAAAAUGUCCAAAGAAGAUGCCAUAGAGAUUGACAUUUUGCAGCAACAACUUGAACGUGUCCAAGCAGAGGAUUUUGUUUAUGUAAAACAUAGUUAUUUGACUGAAGAUCAGCUACCAGAAGAAGUCGGCGAGGAUCCUGCAGGUCUUUUGGAGCCGACAAUAUCCCAAGAAAAUGUGACUGACAGUCAAACAGAGGUCAACAUUUUGCAGCAACAAUUUGAUAAUGGACAAGAAGAGGAUGCUCAUCUAAAAGAGAGUUAUAUGACUGAGGAGCGAUCACAAAAAGAAGUUGAUGAGGAUCCUACAGGUCUUUUGGAACUGACGCUAUCCACAGAAAAUGCUACAGACUCUCAAACUCAAAUAGAGAUUGAAAUUUUGCAGGACACUGAACCACAGACUGAAGCCUCUGACUCUUCUCCUCCCUCACCAUCAGACUCAGACUGUGAGGUGUCUCAAUCACCUUUGGAUGUGCUCUCACCCUCUGAGCUUCCUACUCCAACACACACAUCAAACGAGUCGGAUACAGAGUUUGUUUCUUUUCUGGAAAUGGACUCAGUUUGUUCCUCAGCUCUAAAUCCUGAUGCUGCUCCUGCUGCUGGCAUCCCAGAAACUGUCCCUCCUCCUCUUCAUCUGGACUCCUGUGAAGAACCCCUUCAGUUCUCAUCUUCCUCUUGCACUGAUUCCCCCCGAAUCCUGCUAUCCAGCUCUUCAACUCCUCCUCCGCAAGAGGGAAGUGGAAGCAUUGACCCUGCCUCACCCCUCAAAGAAGAGCCCCAGUAUCCCAAGUCCCUGUGGGAUGCAGUAAAUCGCAUUAGGAAACAUACAGCGCCCGACUCUGAGAAUGAGGAGGAGGAGGUGAGUGAGCUCUGGGAUCCAGAGAGUGCAGGGGAGGACUUGUGUCGCCCAGGUGUGGUAGUGGACAUUAAUUCGGGGAGGAUAGUCUUUGAUGGAGCAGGGCAGUCGGAGGUUUCAACAGAAGGUGUGGAGGAGAAUCUGUGUCAUGAAGAGCGAAGCGGACACGCUGAAGAAGACACGCUGUCCUGCAGCAGCACCUGUAGCCACGGGUCUGGGGACACCGUUAUUGUAGCAGAUGAGGACGAGGCUGAGGAAACGCCACCUGACGCUGGGACAGAAAGCAAGACGGGGAACGACGAGGAGUUUCAGACGGCUGAGGGAGAGCGAUGCUGCUCUGCUGAAGUAAAAGAUGAGAUAGCAGCUAAGGAAGAGGGAGAUAAUGAUGGAGAUGAGAGCGUCAUUAAUGAGUCUAGUCAGAGUGAGGAGUGGCCGGUGGAGGUGGCGAAUAAAACAGCCAAGGCAGUGGAAAUGAAGGAAACAGAGCUAGAAGAAAACCAGGAGGAGGUUCAGGUGAAGAGAUGAUUGAAAGUGAGUCUGUAAAAUAACUAAUAUGUUUGAUUAAACAUCUAACAACUACGUACCAUCUACAUUUAUAUUGUGCCUCAUAAGGAAUGGAGGUAAUUUCCUCAAUAACAUUUUGUAGCAGACAUUUAAUGUAUUUUUUAGUUUCAGUGUAAUCUUAGAGCUCUUGAUGGGUAAGUAAUGAUGCAUUCACUGUUGUUAUAGAAAUGUAGGAAUUUGACAUUAUGGAAAUCUAAAAUAUCCAAACCAUUUAUUUGACAAAUCUAUUCUUGUAAGCACAUCUUGUCAUACUUUUUCUCCAAAUCUAUUUAUCUGCUGUUUCUAGAGUGUUUAAGGUAAAUAUGUGGUUAUGAAAUUAUGAAAGUGGAAGGAAUAAAAGAUUUGAUUAUUUGGAGUGA
Messenger RNA from Sebastes umbrosus (honeycomb rockfish), 5982 nucleotides. RefSeq lists its product as uncharacterized. The record is from RefSeq and is a predicted model, not a curated record. The transcript has 4 exons. Bases 1118 to 5584 code for a protein of 1488 amino acids. Lineage: Eukaryota; Metazoa; Chordata; Actinopteri; Perciformes; Sebastidae.